AUGAACAACAUGUCUUCCCAGAAUUUAACCAAACUGCCUGAUAAGGAAACAGGCACACAAAAUCGUCCACAACGUCUCUCGUAUGCUAAAGCUACACGUCGUCCUUCGCUCAUUCGUGAUUCUUUGAAGACACCUACAGGUCGUAAAUCGGCUACACACUCCAACGUGUGGAAAGUAGGCGGCUCACCAGCUUGUCCCAGCUUGUUUUUUGAUUUCACCUCUCGACCCAACACCGUGCUGAAAUACUUCGUCAUAUCAACAGCAAGUUUCCUAACAACUGUGGAGUACGCCUCCACUCUGAUCACGCACGUCGCAUUGUCGAACUCUUUAUCGCCGACAAAAGACUAUAGCAAAAUCAAGUUCAUGGGUAUCAGCUUCCCUGACAACCAAUGUAUUUUACCUUCGAUACCUCUUCUCCUGAUGCUCGCCUUGUACACCUUCAGCUUAGUGAUCUACCCUUUACCACAAGGGACACGUUAUCAAAUGGUAUUCAAGAAGUACUUUCCGACUAUGGCAACGUCCUCGACUAUGGUAUCCUUCGCGAUUAUGAUUCUCACCUCUUCAUGGGCAAAGGCUAUGCCACUCUGGAAAUUAAUAAUGCCAAAUCUGGUACAACCCGAUUACGCCACACAGUUGCAUGGCCCAAUUCAGACGACCUGUUUCAUGUUACGUGGGCAGAAAUGCCGCUCCAUUGCCUUCAUUGCCAUCAAGCUGGUCACGCUACAUCUGCAUGCCCUAAUCGUGCUACUCGUUCUCGUGUUUGUUACCGGUCAUGUGGCUGCACAGGCCAUCGCGCCGCUAAGUGUCUCAACCGUAAACCCAAACCUGAUUCAUCCAGUCCUACGACACCACCUAUGCCUCAUUCACCUUCGUCGCAAUCUGCCAACAGCCAAACGUCUGAUAUCUCCGAUGAAAACGAACUUCGAUCUAUCGUCUAUUGAAAGCUAUAACGACAAUAUCAUUAACGAGUACAUACCUGAUAAUUUCGAUGACAACAUGCUCUUGCCGACGCCACAAUUCACCUCCGGGCUCCUUCGCCAUAUUCACGAUACCCAAUUCUAUGUCUGA
Messenger RNA from Lichtheimia ornata, 1068 nucleotides. RefSeq lists its product as uncharacterized. Bases 1 to 1068 code for a protein of 355 amino acids. Lineage: Eukaryota; Fungi; Mucoromycota; Mucoromycetes; Mucorales; Lichtheimiaceae. The transcript has a single exon. The record is from RefSeq and is a predicted model, not a curated record.